This is a messenger RNA of Condylostylus longicornis, 14486 nucleotides long. RefSeq names its product protein PFC0760c-like. Lineage: Eukaryota; Metazoa; Arthropoda; Insecta; Diptera; Dolichopodidae. Gene Ontology annotation, biological process: carbohydrate metabolic process; chitin catabolic process. Gene Ontology annotation, cellular component: extracellular region. The transcript has 14 exons. Gene Ontology annotation, molecular function: chitinase activity; chitin binding. The record is from RefSeq and is a predicted model, not a curated record.
UCUGGUAAAUGUAAAAUUUAAUCGGGAAGUAAAAUAAAAAAAAAAAAAUUUAAAAUAAUUGGUUUUAUUAUUAAAGGAAAAAAUUUUGAUUUUAAUAUAAAAUUUGUUAAUAAAUAAAUAUUAUAAAAUUUAUAAAUAAAAAAAAUAAGAAAAAUAAAGUAAUAAAGUUCAAAUUUUAAAGAAAAAUUGGUGAAACGUGUCAAAUAAUAAAAUCAUAAAAAAUAAUUAUUUUUGUUUUAUUUAAUUAAAUAUUAAUGUACACGUCUAUUAUAAAAACGGAUUAAAUUAAUUAUUUUAAAUUGUUCAUAGAACUUUUAAAUAUUAUAUUUUUUAAAUUUAAUAAAUUUACCAUUAAAGUAUAGCAUUUUAUUCAUCUGAAUUUAAAUUGUAUAAACGGAAAUUUCAAAUAUUUUUCACAAUGCUUCCGCUUCCUUUAGGAGCGGUAAGGCAAACACUUAUUCUAGUUUUCCUAUUGUUUUUUAUUGAAGAAACAAGAGCUGAUAAAAAAGUUGUAUGCUAUUACACAAAUUGGAGUGUUUAUAGGCCAGGAACAGCAAAAUUUAAUCCACAAAAUAUUAAUCCAUAUUUGUGUACACAUUUAAUUUAUGCAUUUGGAGGAUUCACCAAGGAUAACACUUUAAAAGCAUUCGAUAAAUAUCAAGAUAUUGAACAAGGUGGAUAUGCUAAAUUUACUGGCCUAAAAACAUACAACAAAAAUUUAAAAACUUUAUUGGCCAUUGGAGGAUGGAAUGAAGGAUCAUCAAGAUUUUCUCCUUUAGUAGCAAAUCCUGAAAGACGACAUCAAUUUAUAAAAAACAUUUUAAAAUUUUUAAGACAAAAUCAUUUUGAUGGUUUGGAUUUAGAUUGGGAAUACCCAGCUCAUAGAGAUGGAGGAAAAUCAAGGGACAAAGAAAAUUAUGCACUAUUUGUGCAAGAAUUACGAGCUGAAUUCGACAGAGAAUCAUCAAAAACAGGUCGACCAAGAUUACUUUUAACAAUGGCUGUUCCAGCUGGUAUAGAAUAUAUUGAAAAAGGAUACGAUAUACCAAAACUAAAUAAAUAUUUGGAUUGGUUUAAUAUUUUAAGUUACGAUUAUCAUAGCGCAUAUGAACCAUCUGUCAAUCAUCACGCUCCCCUUUAUCCCUUACAAGAUGAAGAUGAUGAAUAUAAUUUUGAUGGUGAAUUAAAUAUUGAUUACACAAUCAAACAUUAUUUAAAAGCAGGAGCAGAUCGUGAUAAACUAGUUCUUGGUAUUCCAACAUAUGGACGUUCGUAUACAUUGAUUAAUGAGGAUAGCACCGACAUAGGUGCCCCAUCUGACGGUCCUGGUGAACAAGGUGAUGCCACUCGAGAAAAAGGUUACUUAGCAUACUAUGAAAUAUGUCAGAACAUUAAAACUGAAGACGAUUGGACUGUUGUCCAGCCAAAUCCCAAAAGCAUGGGACCAUAUGCUUUUAAAAAAAAUCAAUGGGUUGGAUACGACGAUGAGGAUAUAGUAAAAAAAAAAGCAGAGUACGUAGUUUCAAAAGGUUUGGGAGGGAUAAUGUUUUGGUCAAUAGACAACGACGACUUCAGAGGAAAUUGCAAUGGACGCCCUUAUCCAUUAAUUGAAGCUGCAAAAGAAGCAAUGUUUGAUAGGUAGGAAUUUUCUUGCACUAUAUAAUUUGAAGAAUUUUUGUAUAAAACUUUUCCAAUUGUUUUUAGAUAUAAUGAUAAUGAAGUUAUUAAACAGGAUAAAGUUAGAAAGCCUGGGCGUUCUAGAAGUCAAAGUAAUUCUUCCACAAGAAAUCAAGCUUUUAAUAAUGAGGAUAAGAAAAAAACACAAAGUCGAAUAAAACAAACAGAAAGUAGGAAGCGUAUUUCAAGUACCACUACUACUUCUACGACUACAACACCAAUACCAGUUACUAGAACCACCCCUGCGCCACCAACUACACCAGAUCCUGGAGCUGAUUUCAAAUGUGAAGAUGAAGGUUUCUUUCCCCAUCCUCGCGAUUGUAAAAAAUACUAUUGGUGUCUCGAUAGCGGACCCUCUAACUUGGGGCUUAUAGCGCAUCAAUUCACAUGCCCUUCUGGUCUUUAUUUUAAUCCCGCUGCUGAUUCUUGUGACUUUACCAGAAACGUGCUUUGUAAAAAAAACAUUAAGCAAACAACAACCAAACCUACAACUGUUACUACUACUAAGGCGACAACUACCACUUUGACAACGCCAUCAAAAGCAAUAAAGUUAAAAACAACUUCUACUACGCCAGAACCAGAGUAUGAAAAUUAUGAAGAUGAUGAUCAGGAUGAAGACCCCCAAACUGAUGAAGAAAAAGGUACAACAAAAGAUCCUGAGGAAGACCCAAAGGUGAUAAAAGAAUUGAUUGAUUUGAUUAAAAAAGUCGGUGGUAUCAAGGAGUUAGAAAAACUUUUACAACAAGAUGAUCAAGAUAAUACUACUGGAGCAAAAAAUCAAAAAAAUUCUGAAAAAUCAAGACUCCAAGAGACUUUUACUGGAAAAUCAUUGUACAGUAAGGUUCUUGGAAGACAAAAUAGCCUAACGUCUUUGAAGGAUCGUUUUAGUACUUUACAAGCUAUUCAACGAAAUAGUAAAUCAUCUGAUAUUACAGAAGAUUACAAAGACGAUAGCUCAAGUGAAAAAUAUUCAUCGGUUGUUCGCAACAGUAGACCACGACCACAGAAUGAUGGCAUAAACAAAUUAGCAGAGUUUGAUGGCUUUUUAAGAGAAAAGCCUAAAUAUGUUACCCUUAAUAGAUCAAGGCCAGCAGCAACGAAAAGCGAUGAGUCUAAAUCAGUUGAUAAUAAAAAAGUCGAAGAGGAAGAUAACGAUGAAGAUGAAGAUAAUGAAGAUGAAGAUGAUAAUGAAGACGAUAACGAAAGGGGCGGUUUCAGAAGUAGAGUGACAAGUGAAAAACCACAACUUUCGUCCACGUUAUCCUACAUUAAUAUUAGAAGAACUUUGCCAUCUACAACAACUGCUGUGCCUAGUUUGGAGUUAACUGCAGCAACAACAGAGUUUAGUAAAGUGGAUGAAACCAAAACAAAAGUUCCUCCUUCAUUUUUAAGAAACCGGUAUAAAACUUUAGUGAGGUCAAAUACACAAAAUGUAACUAAUCAAAAUGAGUAUGAGGAAGAGGAACCACCAAAUGUUACGGUAAUAAACACUGAAAACAAUGAAAAUACACAAGCACCCAAAAGAAAAUUUGUAACAUACAAUGCAACUGAGCGCAGAACAACCACUCCAGCUACACAAACUGUUCAGGCAGAAGAUCAACAAGAAUCAACGACUAAAUCAUACAUAAAACAAACUAAUACUAACAACAUUUUUUCACUGAUUAACACUCAUAACAUUAGAACAACCCAAUCAACAUCACCAACAACAAUCCAACAACCUUUAAUUGAAACUUCUUCCUAUAGUUCGAUUCCCACAAAAGACCCACUUUUUUCCACAAUAAGUACAAUCAGUAAUGAGACAAACUUAGACUUGACAGAAGUACCACUUGAUUUUGAAAGUAUUGAUAAAAAAUUAGAUGAAACAACUGUGAGUAACACGGACAAAACAAAUGAAAGUGACUUACUUAAUUUAGAUAAUGAAAUUAAUUUUAAUAAAGAAAAUGACACUAUUAAUAUAAAUGAAAAAAUUUUCAAUUCAACGCAAAGUAAUUGUAGUAACAUAGAAGUAUUAAAAGAAGGUAGUCAUAGUGACAUUAAUUUUAUUCAUUGUAAUGAUGGUGAAAGUUCAUAUACUAAAACAAGUACGAAAUCGACACCAUUGGACGAAACUACAACGCCGUUUUUAGGGACAAUUUCUAGUCCAAGACCAUUUACUCCUAUCCAUAAAAGAAUCCGCAUCCGACCUGUAAUUAAAAAUUCCCUUAAUAAAACUUCAUCAUUAGAAAAUUCUAAUUCGUCUAGUGUUGAAAGCGAAACUAAUAACAAAAAUAAUGAUGUUACCAUAAAUAAGGUGAGUUCUGUCAAACAUAACCGUUAUUUAAACAGUAGAAAUAGGGGUAGUAGCAACUUAGAGAGUGGUAAUAUUGUAAAUGUAGAUAUAGAUAAACAGAGCACUGUAAAUACAACACAAAACAAGUUGGAUUUUAGUGGAAAAAGUAAAGUUAAAUUCAAGUCCAUAAGGGUGCAAGAGGUAAAGAAUUCUAAAGAUAGCAAUGAAAAUGAUAACGAUAUUAGUGUGCUAAAUCUUACUAAAGACUCAGAAUCUGGGCAAGAAACAAGAAUACACAACAAAACAGUUAAAUUGAACAGUUUCAAAAGUCUUCAAGAUACUGCUAAAGAUAGGUAUGAAUUAACACUUAAAAGUCCUGUGUUACUCCAUAUAGAAGAUGAUGAUUCAACAUCUAGAGGCUUAGAAAAUAAUGGAGAUCAACAAGGUGAAAUUGUGCAGAAAAAACUAAAAACAGAUACUGAUGGGCUUAAAUUAAAUUCUUCCAAUCGUAUUCGGAAUAAAAAUUUUUUAAGAAGAAACAUUAGUGCUUAUAGUUCUCCACCAAGUGAUAUUACCACCGAAACAACAAUUAAUGGUGCAAAAACAUCUAAAAAAUGUAAAAAAAGGAUUGUUGGGCGGCAACCAAAUACGGAUAAAACAGAAGAUACUAACCAUAAUGUAAAUGUUAAAAGUUAUUCGUGGAGAGAUUCCCGAAUAGCAAAUUUUAGACCUUGGAAAACCACAACCUCUACUCCAGACAAGCUUGAUGAUAGCACACAAGCCAUAAAGGUUACGUAUGUGUAUGAAGAUUGCGCCGACAAUGAAGACGAUCUCAUUAGUACUGAAGAUAACACAGUAAGUUCGCAAAAUGGUAAUACAAAAUAUCAAAAAACUGUAGAUAGCUCUUUAAGAAACAAUGAUGAAAGUUCAAACUUUGAUUCUGCCGAAAAUAAAACUAAGAUUACUUCGAAAAGUAAAUCAAACACAAACUUUAAUAUAAGCAACUCAAAUCGAAAACGCCUAAACACUUUCUCAACUUUUAAGAAAGAAAAUAAUGUUAACACAAAGCACCACCUUGUGCAAAAUUUAUCAGAUUCUGAAACCACUGAUGAAAAUGUUAAUAGCGGAAAUGAUCAGGAAUUUCAAAAUUUAAAUGAGAAUAAAAUUUCGAAAACAAGUUAUAUUUCAAAAAAAGUCGAAUAUUUGGUUCAAAAUAGUUCUGUAAGUGAAGACGAUUUAACUAAUAUUUCUGAUCAAAAUAACGAAAAAAAGAAUCUUACUUUCUCAAAUUUUGAUAAAGAAAAAGACGAUUUAAAUACAAAACAACAUCUUCUGCAAAAUUCAUCUGAAUCUGAAACAAUUUAUAAUAAAAAUGUUGAUCGCGAAUAUGACCAAGAAAUUACAGAUUCAAAAGAUAACGAAAAUAAAAAUUUGAAAAAGAAUUAUAUUUCCUCUGAAAUUGAAUUCUUGGUCCAAAAUAAUUCAGUCAAUAGAAACGAUUCCGUUAAUGAUGAAAUUAAAAUAACAAACAGCGUUACAAACAAAGUUAAAACAGAUUCGUUUGUAGACCUUACCUCGACACAGGACAAAGAAAACCGAACUAAGUUGAAAAUUUUUAACGCAAGCACACUAAGUACAGAACAAGAUGUCAAAAAAAAUUCCCAGAUCUUGUUUGGGAAUACCAAUUCAAAUGAUGAAUUUGAUUCAUUAUCAAUUGAUGAAGAAAUUGUGAAUAAAACUAAAAUAAAAUUAAAGGAAAAUGAUGGUGAUGCUGUAGAUAAUACAAAAAAAGUGAAGGCUAAUAAAAUUGAAGAGUCGUUUGAAGUGAAAAAAAUUGAUUUUCCAAAUAAUCAAGAUUCAGUGAAUACAACUUUCAAUGAAAAAUCAGAAAUCAAAACAGAAGUUCAGGAUGAUAAUUUGGAUGACACAAGCAAUAGCAAUAAUAAUAAAAUUAGAAAAAUAAUUAUAAAAAAUCAACCCAGAAUUAACUUUGCCACAAGAACAAAUAAAAAAACUCAAGUUGAAAGUUUAAAAAACUUAAGAUUUUCACAUUCCGAUAAAGAAGGAACUAAUGAUACAACUACCACUGACAAAUCUGUUGAAGAUGAUAAAACUGCAGGAGAAUUAUCCUCUUCAGGAAAUAAAUUUAAUGGGCGUUCUAAAUUUGUUGCAAUUAAUAGUAGUAGAGUCUUUGAAAGUCGUUCGAAAUAUAGAAAAAAAAUUGAAGAAACAAAUUCGAAUCAGGAUAUUGAUGAUGAAGAAGAUGAGAAUGAAGAAGAAAGUGAUGCUGAUACCCAAAAAUCACGGAAUUCGAAUUUAAAUUUAAAAAGAACAUAUCGACCUAAACUUACUGCAGACGAAUUAAGUUCACUUUUAGCGGUCGAUCUAAGGAAGCACAAAAAUCACGGCGAAAAAGUUUCUAACGAACCAAAGGUCCAGACUUUCAGACGCCGGCGCCCAGUUCAAAAAACAGAAAAUGAAGAGCAAGUAAAACAAAAUUUUACAGAAUUAAUUGGGAGAACUCAAAAAUUAUCACCUGCUAAUACAAAUAACAACAGAUAUUCAACCUCAUUUGAAGGUAGGAGAAAGUUUGGAAGUAAAAAUUUAACUGAAGAAAUACAAAAUCAAAAUUACAAUAAGAAAACUCAAAUUGCGAUUGAUAAUCGAAACUCUGUAAAAGAUAAAAAAAAUUUUAAUAUUGACGAAAAUGACGAUGAUGAAAAUGACGAAGAUGAUUACGAUGAAAAUGAUUAUGAAAGUGAGGAUGAAAAUAGUGAUACUAAUGAUAGUGAUACUAUUGAACAGAAUGAAAAUAUUACAACAAUAGUCACCCCAAAAGGUAGCAACAAUUCAAAGCAGGCAAUACGUUUAUCAUAUAAUAAAUUUUCUCAAAAACUUAAUACUUCUGUAGCUGAAACCGAAGCAAAUCAUAAAGCAGACGGAUCAACUACAACAAACACAAAAUUUCAAAUAAAAGUUUUUGGAAGAAACAAAACAAAAGUAAAUAGCUCAACAAUUGAAGACAACAAUAAAGGAGGAUACACUAUUUCAAAUAAAAAAAUAUCGACACCUGGAACCUACCUAAGAAAAACACAAAGACAAAACUUUUCUCUUGAAGUCACAACAACAGAAGCAAACGAUGAAAAUGACAUAAGAACGACUAGUAUUGACGAUGUCCCUGAAAACUUUUCUACUGAAAAAGCUUCAAGCGUAAGCAAUUAUAACCAACAAAGGAGAAUACCAACACGCAAGGUUUUUUUGAAAAGAAGAAAAGAAAACUCAGCUUCUGAAGAUCAAUCUUUUAAGAAUAAUGAAACAUUUCAUAUAGAUGAUGAUUCUGCUAAUUUGACAACUAAACUUGUUUUGAGCUCUGAUGCCAACAGUAAGCUGAGGAAGUUUCCAGAGAGGAAAAUUUUUUCACUAAGGAAAAAAAUAGAAAAUUCUGUUAUAAACGAAUCGAUUACAAACACUACGGAUGAUAUAGAUGAUGAUUCUGCUAAUUUGACAACUAAACUUGUUUCGAGCUCUGAUGCCAACAGUAAGCUGAGGAAGUUUCCAGAGAGAAAAAUUUUUUCACUAAGGAAAAAAAUUGAAAAUUCUGUUAUAAACGAAUCGAUUACAAACACUGCGGAUGAUAUAGAUGAUGAUUCUGCUAAUUUGACAACUAAACUUGUUUCGAGCUCUGAUGCCAACAGUAAGCUAAGGAAGUUUCCAGAGAGAAAAAUUUUUUCACUAAGGAAAAAAAUUGAAAAUUCUGUUAUAAACGAAUCGAUUACAAACACUACGGGAGGAAUCAACAAGGCAGUUGAAACUAAUAUUUCGUCAACAAUUUCUGACGCUGAUACAGACACAGAAACCGACACAGUUGAAGGAGGUAGAAGUAAAUAUCUAUUGAGGCAAGAAACAAAAAGUAUCAUUUCCGAUUUGGAAAAAAAUGAAGGCAAGAAUAGUUCUGAAAUUCCAAGUACUCCUCUUCGCAAAAUAUAUUUCAAAAACAGAUCAAAAAUUUUCCAGCAACAGGAUGAAAAAGUUAAUAAUGCCAGUCAAUAUGAAGAAAAUUUGUUUGAAUCUACAACAGCAUCUGAAAAUGAAAAGAACGACGAUAAAGAAAUCAAUAAUCGUACUUAUGGUGGUUUCAAUAGGUUUAGAAUCAGACCAACGUUAAAAGCCAAAACUAAACUAGAAAAUGAAUCAAAGGUUUCUACUGAUGAAAUCCCGACAUCCACAGUUGAAAAUAAAGUUUCAACUGAAAAAUCUAAAUAUUAUUUUUCAAGACGAAAAACAACGCAAGUUCCCUCGCUGGAAACUGAAACCGAAGACACAGUUAUUGCUUUGACAGAGUCACCAGAUGAAUCAACUGACACAUCCGACCUAACUACUACUAACUCAAAUGAAUUUUCUACAACUAUUAAGAGUAUUACAAAAGUGGAAGAAAGUACAACAACUGACGACAUCAUAAAUAAAAUUGAUGAUUCAAAUAUUCAAGCAACAACUAUUCAUCCAAUUUUCCAUCGCAAAUAUACUUCGGUGAGUCGAACAAACAACAUAAUUGAAGAUAGUUCUACUGCUAAUACUGAGACAAAAAGUGAUAAAGAUGAUGAAACUGACGAUGAUGAGGACUAUGAUGAAGAUGACGAUGAGGAAGAUGAUGAAGAUGAAGAAGAUGAUGAUAAUAAUAAUGAUCAUAAGAACUUUGAAGAAACAAAUAAAAGUAACACCACAGAAAUUGGCAAAGAAAUAUUAAAUGAUGAGAAAGACUUGAAGGAAACUGAUGAAAUCACCAAACUAAACCCAGUUUCCACCGGAUCAAAGUACGGAUUUGUUAAUAGACAAAAAGGAAAAACUAAUCAUGAAACUCAGGAAGCUUCAAUUGAGGAAAACGCAACAAUUCACAAUAUAUCGCAUUUAUCAAAUAUAUCUACUUCGGAUAUCAAUACCAAUAACCAGUUGAAGAAAAUUCCCAUACGUAGGAUUUUCUUAGGAAGAAAAAAGACAGAAAAUUCUAUUAUAAGAGAAGAAAAUGAAAAGGAUAAUGCGCAGAUAAAUAACACCGAUAGUACUAAUAAUUUAGUAACGACCUCCAAAAUAGAAACUAAUGGAACAAUCGCAAGAGUUAGGAGUAAAUUUGUAUUGAAGAAUAAAGAUAAACAAACUGCGGUUAAUAUUUCGACUAACAUUUUAGAUUUGAAAAAUAGUGAAGACAAAGAAAAUUCCAAUCAAUUGAAAAUUCCUCCUCGAAGAAUAUAUUUGAAAAAUAGAUUUAAAACUAGUCAGGAAAAAGACGAAAAAAGUAAUAAUGUGACCCAAUAUAAUGAAACUUCUGUUGAGUCAACUACAGAAUCUGAUAAAGCUGUUCGUGAUAAAGACUCCAGUACUCGUUCUUAUGGUAGUUUUAAUAAAUUUAGAUCCAGAACAACAUUGAAAUCUAAAAUUAAAAUAAAUUCUGAAUCAAAAGAUUCUACUGAUGAAGUCCUUACAGACAAUAUUGAAAAUAACAUUUCUACCGAAAGAUCUAAAUAUUAUUCAUUGAGAAGAAAAACAACAGAAACUCCUUCGCCUAAAACUGAAACUGAAGCAAAAGAUGCUGUAACCGAAUUACCAGAAGAUUCGACUGACAGAUAUAACUUGAGUGUCUCCAAAGAAAUCUUUACAACAACUAUAAGUAAUACAGAAACGGAAGAAAAUACGGAAAAUCUAGAUUCAAUCAAUAAAAUCGAUAAUUCAAACAUUCAAGCUACAACAAUUCAUCCAAUUUUUCAUCGUAAAUAUACCUCUAUAAAUCGUUCAAAUAUUAUAAGCGAAGAAGCAUUAAAAGUUAAAAAUGACACUGCGAGUACAACAACUGAAACUAAAGAUGAUGAAGACGACAAAAUUGACGAUGACGAAGACUAUGAUGAAGACGAAGAAGAUGACGAAGAUGAUGCAGAUGAUGACGAUGAAGAAAGUGAUAGCAAUAAAGGUAAUGAAAGUAAUAAAGAAGAAACUAACGGAAGUGAUCGUUCUGCGCAAUUAAAAGAAAACAAUGAUAAAGAAAAUUUGAACCAAAGUUCCGUCACAAAAGUAAAUCAAUUUUCAAGUCGGCAGCAAUACAGUGUCAUUAACAGAGAAAAGGGCAAAAUUGCCUACAAUCAAAGUGAUUUUGAUAGUAAUUUUGUAGAUGAAAAUAGUAAUAUUAAGCAACUAAUAUCGAAUCGUAAUCAUUUAGAAUCUUUAGAGUUAAAUAAUCAGCAAAAUAAUACCAAUAACCAAAAUCAUACUAAUUUAGAAUCGGUUCAGCUUUGCAAGAACCAUAAUAGUAGUAAUUGUAUUGAAAGUAGUAUAAAUAGUAACUCGUUUGUAGACCAAUUUUCUUCAAACAAUAAAACUGAUAUUUUAGGUAACGACGUUAACCAAAAAAUCUUUUUCCUUAAUACCAAUCGGCGAUUUCAGAAUGACUCCAAAGGAAUAAACAAUACUGAUGCCCAGGCGAAAGGAAAUUAUGAAUCAACAACUAAGCAAAUAAAUGGCCGACGAAUACGUGUUCUUAAAUUCAAGAGACCAGUAACAAAUACUGUUGAAGAUAAAUCAAUUUUGAAAUCUAAUUCAACAAAGACAGAAUUCUCAGAAAAAAAUGAACAAUUAGAUAGCACAACAAAAAUACCAUUAAGAAAGAAAGUUUUUAUACGAAAAAGGCCUUUGACUACUACUAUCGCUUCAACCGCUUCCGCUGUAGAACUUAAUGAGGGAAACGCGACCGAAAUAGAAAGUAAAGAAUCUGAGUUUAAACAUAGUGAUAGACGCAUCAAAUAUAUUAAAAAAAUUAUAAUAAAGAAUGAUACAACUACCGAGAAAAAGGGUACUGAAGUUGAUGGCAAUGAAAGCCUUACUAUUGAUUUGAAAAAUUUGGAUAACAAAUUUGAUGAGGAAGUUGCAGAUCGUAUCACAAAUUUAACAGAUAAAGAAGCAGUUACGAAUUUUAGAGAAAAAAUUUAUUUAAAUAGAAGACCCAUCCGACCAACAAAAUUACCUGGUACAUCAUCAACUACAAAAGACUUAGAUGAUUCAGUUAGUGAAAAUGUUAAUGACAGUUUGAAUUUAACAAACUUAGAUAGGGGUAAGUCUAAAUUUCGAGUUGGAUUUUCAAAUAUUCGUAAUGGAAAUUUCACUGAAAAGUCGGUGGCGAGUGAAAAUGAAAUAAAGAAAGCAAAUGAUUUGAAUUACAAAACCAUAGUACGAACCAACUAUUUGAAUAGAAAGGUUGAACAAGCUUCUAUUGGAGAUUACAAUAAAACUAUAAUAAAUGUAAAUGAAAAUGAAAACGAAAGUGAAAAUAAUGAACAGAAGAGCGAUGACGAUGAAGAUGACGAUUAUGAUGAUGAAGAUGAUGACGAUGAAAAUGACGACGAAAAUGAUUACAAUGAUGAAAAUUAUGAUAAUAAUGAGGAAAAACUCGAAAAAGAUAAGGAAAAACCGUUAAAUGAAAACUUUAACAAAAUAGGUUUAAUAAAUAAUUUUGAUUCUAAUUCUUUUAACAACCGAAUCAGAACUAAUUUGCAAAAUUAUACUAACCGUAGGCAAAAUGUUCCUGUAGGUAUUAACAGAAAUAUCACAACAAAAAAAUCUAACAGAUUUAGAAUAAACAGACCUAAUAAUAUUCCUAAAAUUAGUAACAGAAAUUUCCCAACCACAACACCCCAUCCUAUAUCAAACCAAAUCAGUGUUACAACUACUUUCCCAUUAACAACACCCUCUAUUUUUAAAUCUACCAACACUAAGUUAAGGAAAUACACAACAGUUACAAGCACAACUGAAUCCACACUAAAAGAUGAUUUACUGUUAGAUCUAAAUGUAAAUGCAUUAAACGCUAGAAACAAGAAAAUAUUUGAAAUUACAAGUAAGAAACACACAACAGUUAAACCAAAACCAAAAGAGCAAAUAAGUAUAUUAGACAAUGAAAAUAACAUAUCAAAUGUAAAUGAAACACAAACAACAGAUAUAUCAGAACUUUCUGAAAAAAAUGUUAAAUCCUAUUCUAAUAACGAUUUGAAUAAUUUCCAGGAAACUGCAUUAGAAAAUUCAAUUCAAGGAUCAUCACCAAUCACUGAACAACCCCCCGUAACUACAACGCAAAAGGCUACCACAUUUUCACAUAUAUUUUCUGUUGGUAAUAUCAAUGGAAUAUCAACUACAGAAAUGUCUGAAAUUGAAAAAGAUAUUUCUACAACUAUAGAAAAUGAAGAAAAAUUAGUAGAAAUAAACAGAGUAGUUGAAGUAUCGUCGAAAGAAAAUAAAUUAAAACUAAAAUCUAUUGGUGUUGAUUUAGAUAAUAUUAAAACAUCAGAUAUUAAAUUGGUUGAACCACCUCAUAUUGAUAAACUUGGUGAAAUAAGUCGAGUUAAAUAUGUUACUCUUGUUGAAAGUGGCGAAGAUUAUUCUACAACAAAGUCUUAUGAUGAACUUCACAACGAAAAUAUAAAAUACAAUGAUAAUAUUUUAAAUGAAAGUGAAAAAAGGGGUAGACAACUUAUUUUACCAGAAGUAAUACGUGGAAUUGAAACAUCUACUAUACCUUUGGAAGGACUCUUCAAAACAUAUCGAAAAUCAAAAGCUAAUGAAAUUCAUUACAAUUCACCAGUAUAUGCUUUGUCAUUAGGUGAAGCUUAUAUAACAUCUAAACCGAUUACUAAUGACGACGAUAUAUCAUACGAGCCCGUAUAUAAAGGUGAAUCAAAGGAUGAAAAAAUUCAUGAAGAUAUUAAAACAACAACCUCAUCAUUUUUAUUUGACACAACAACUGUACAACAAGAUAGAACAACUAAUUAUAUACGUCCAAUUGUACCAUUAUUAAGGCCAGAAUCUAAUGAAUCAUCUCCAUUAGUUAUAUCAAUUGCUAACCUUGAUAAGGUAAUUCUCAGUAAAGUACCAAAAUCUGAUUCUAAUUCGGCGCAAUCUAUACGUUAUCAGACAUACAUUGAUGCACCCAAACAAACAAAUAAUAAAAUUAAUAACAAUAUUGAAAAUAUAACAAUAUCCACUAGUAAUCAGUUAAAUGAAUCAAAUGAUAGUAGUAGUCAAAAGCCCAUAAUACAAAAUGUUAAUCAAAUACAACAAGAAAUUAUAACAAGUUACAGUAGUGAAACGCAUGUAGAACAUAAAAAAAUUAAAAAAAAGAGGAAACACAAAACAACAACCGAAAAAUCACAAUUAACUUUAAGACAAAAUUCUCGACCUUUAUUGAAUCUAAGAAAUAGGUCAACAACACAAUUGCCAUCCCAUAGUGGAGUUACUUCAAUAGCAACAACACUUUUAAAUAGACGAAAUAAAUUUGAUUAUCGUACAACAGAAAAAUCACAGACAACAAUUUCUGCUGAUGAAAAUAGUACUCCAAGUAUAGCUUCAAAAUUAACUAUAAGUAGAAGGAAAUACUCGAGACCAUCCAAUUAUACUGAAGGUAAAAAAUCAUAUCGGACAACAACAACAACAACGACAACUACUGCCUCGACAAUCAAAGAUAAUGAAACAUCAACCAAUCGUCUAAGAAAUAUGUUAUUUAAGAGAAAAUAUUACACUACGACGAUAGCUACAACAACUCCAAUUUCUCCAAGUUCAACAAAAUUGAUCGAAAAAAAUCGUCUACUUCCUAAAAAAGAUAAUGAUCAAGAAGUUGAUUCAAGUAUUCAAGACAAAAAAUUUUUAGACAAAAAAACUAAUUAUUUUGAUAAUGUUGAUGAAAAAAAUAAAGAUGAAAUAUUAGUAGAAGCAAUUAAAGCUAUUUCUCAAGCACCAAUUCCAGUUAGCAUAACGAGUGCUAGUACCUUGAAAUCAAAUUUUUCUAGUUCAGACGCAAUUGAAAACGGUGAUACAUUAAAAAUAUCAACACAUCUUCCUGAUAGAAGUUCUACUAGUCAUAAUAUUUCCCAUAAACAAAAAAUAAGAACAACAAUUAAAACAACUACACAACAACCGAGUUCAACAACAGAAAUUAUAAGACAAAAAAGGCCAACAAAAAUUAGACAACCCUUUGAUAGAGUUACUAGCAAACAAAAAUUUUCGCCAGAGAAUGUUUAUCGCCCUAUAACAGACUAUGAUUAUUACGAUGAUGAUGAUGUUAAAGUAAUAGCAAAAUCUAAUUCUCAGGUCAAAGUUAUUUUACAUGGAAGAGGAUUAAUUGAAUGUUUGGAUCAAGGUAAUUUUCCUCAUCCAUUAUCAUGCCGAAAAUUUAUAUCAUGUGCUAAAAUGGAAACGGGAGGUGUUGUAGGAUGGGAAUAUACAUGCCCGAAAAAUUUAAGUUAUGAUCCAGUUGGAGGAAUAUGUAAUUGGGCAGCUGGCUUAGGAUGUAAGGAUUAAAACUAAAAUUUCUCAUGAACUGUUACAAUAAUUACAUGAUUAUAUUAUACUUGUAUAUAUAAUAAACUCAUUGCAAGAAAAAAUGAAAAUAUUUACUUAAGGACUGACUUAAUUUUUUUUUUAUAAAAUUGUUUUAUGUAAGUAUGUAAUAAGAAAAUGAAAUGUAUAUUUUUAUAUGUUAAGCAUAUGUAUAUAUAUACAAUAAAAAAAUAGA